CCUUUCAUCUGACAUAAAAAAAUGUGCUUCAAAAGGCGUCCACUGAGGAAGAAGAAGACUACGAGGAAGCACGCGAUGGAUCGCCGGCGUCGUCCUCAGCAGCAACAGAGGAUUAACCCUCUGAGCAACUUCACGAUGCCCAAACAGAUGGUGUACGUCUUCCCGGAGGCUUUCUCGCCUGAGUGCGUUCGUCUUGUGACAGACACUGAGGACGGCUCAGCAGCGGUUGCCUGCCUGCUCGGCUUUUUCAAGCUCGUCGCGCCACAGGGUUACCUCCAGGUCCUCCAAGCGUGCGAUCGUGACGGACUCUGGCUGGAUGAGGUGGCCGUGACGGAGGAGUUCCUGGACCGUGAACUGGCAUGCCUCGAGUUGGCUCCAUCUUACAUCCAGCCAAAUAUGGACGACUUCUACCUUUUGUUUACCGUUAUGCUGUGCAAUCUUCCACGUGUCAAGGGUUCCAACCUCAACCGGGACUGGUUCCAGAAUCGUGCAAAUGACCUGGUGGACGUGUUCAAGAAUUGCUCCAAGCCCCCAAAGGUACCUCUAUACGACGUGGCGCAGGCAGAUGCCAUUGCUAGGUUCGGCGAGGCAUGGCCCCACACCCGCGCUGCCAUCUGCAACGCCAUCCUCAAGACAAGGUACGAAGGUCGAAUGCAGGACCUCAAAGAAUACGUAGCCGUCGGUUGGCGUUUCGCUGGCAUGAAACACAUCCACCUCAUAUUGGAAUUCCUGGCCGGAAAGAACUCUUGGGUACUGGAUGUGAUACCCGAAUUACGGCCGCGAAACGACAGGUUGCACGCACUCCUGGAAGCCUAUCAACGUCUAGGAGAAGACGGACCUUACAUGAAACUGCUGAACCUUCCAGAAGCCCAGACAACUCUUCGGAAACACCUGAGCCUUCACGUCGCCGCGGCCUAUGCAUUGGCCGUCUUUGAAGAUGACAACUGGUUGCAGUACAAGGGUGUACCCAGAGAUGAAUUCGAACAAACUGUUUACGAGAAGAUCACCGCCAUCAAAGCUAUGGGGAUGACACCGCAAGACGAGGAACCACAGUAAAAAGGGAUUUUCACCUACAAUAAAAUGUCUGGGUUCAGCAAAGAAAGUAUUUUUACA
Ornithodoros turicata is the source of this 1113-nucleotide messenger RNA. RefSeq lists its product as uncharacterized. The coding region runs from base 22 to 1056 and encodes 344 amino acids. The record is from RefSeq and is a predicted model, not a curated record. The transcript is spliced from 2 exons. NCBI's taxonomy places the organism in Eukaryota, Metazoa, Arthropoda, Arachnida, Ixodida, Argasidae.